AUGAUCUUCACUUUGGCAACAUAUUAUUACGUCAAUGUAGUGUCGGCUUACAAUCUGCGCCAUGAACCGGAAAAAGUAAUAUUCGGAUUGGUGACAGUUGGUGUGGGAUUUCAAAACUUCUGUAAAAUCUACACCUACCUCACUUAUUGUCAACAAAUUCGGUCAAUGAAUCGGUACCAGGAAGUGUUGCUACGAGAAGAGUGUAACCUGCACACCAAGGAACUGCUGAUGAAUAAUGUUUUCGCAAUCGAUCUCCUGAGAAAGUUAGUUUUCAGUAGUUAUCCUUGGACUGCAAUUGUUCUGCUGAUUACUCCAUUGCUUCUGACCCUCAUCGGACCAGAAAACAUACUUCCUUACGGGUUUUUCAUGCCUUAUCUGGAUUGGAAUACCACGCUGGGAUAUGCCAUAAACUAUGUGUGGCAGAUCUGGCUCACGGUGAUGGUUCUCACCUUUCAUAUGGGCCCAGAUUGCUUUUAUUUGAUCUUGAUCACUAAUGCUUUUACCCAGAUCAAUUUGUUGAAAAAUAUGCUUGAAAGAUUAGAUGAAAGUGUGAAAGACAACGCGAAUCAAGAAACUGCCUCAAAGCUGUUGAAACGAAUCAUUGUUCGACAUCAGGAGCAUAUAAGCUAUCUCAGUAAGUUGGAGGAAACCUUUCGUAUGAAUUGGUUUGUGACUUUGUCAAGCUCAUCUUUGGGACUCGUCACCACCCUUUAUGCAGCUGUAAUACUCAAAUGGUACCAAGGUUUUGCGUAUAUAUUAUCAAUUACCGUUCAAAUAGGAUUCGUGUGUAUUUUGGGAACAAUGUUGGAUAUGAAGAACGAACAGCUGCAGCAAACUGUUUACAAGAUAUCCUGGUAUCGCUUGUCGAACUCGCACCAGAAAUCGAUCGGCUUCUUUCUCAGUGUUACCCAGGAAACCAAGGCACAGACGCUUAUUUUUGCCCCCUUAAAUAUGCCAACCUUUUUGCAGCUUUACAAAACAAUUUACAGUAUCUUCACAAUGCUGAUUGCCGUUAAGAAGGAGUGAGCUUCUAUUUCCGGUGAAAAAUCGUAAAAAGAUGUAGUCGAUGUAGAGUAUUUUUAUUGA
Uranotaenia lowii is the source of this 1086-nucleotide messenger RNA. RefSeq names its product putative odorant receptor 83c. The record is from RefSeq and is a predicted model, not a curated record. Gene Ontology annotation, biological process: detection of chemical stimulus involved in sensory perception of smell; sensory perception of smell. Gene Ontology annotation, cellular component: plasma membrane. The transcript is spliced from 4 exons. Lineage: Eukaryota; Metazoa; Arthropoda; Insecta; Diptera; Culicidae. The coding region runs from base 1 to 1026 and encodes 341 amino acids. Gene Ontology annotation, molecular function: olfactory receptor activity; odorant binding.